Molecule: messenger RNA, 2206 nt
Organism: Solanum verrucosum
Lineage: Eukaryota; Viridiplantae; Streptophyta; Magnoliopsida; Solanales; Solanaceae
Product: putative pentatricopeptide repeat-containing protein At3g11460, mitochondrial
Exons: 1
Coding region: 1-1932 (643 amino acids)
Biological process (GO): RNA modification
Molecular function (GO): RNA binding; protein binding; zinc ion binding
Source: RefSeq, a predicted model, not a curated record
AUGACCAAACAUCUCCACCUCCACAAAAACACCAAAUUCUUGUCACUUUUCCAUACUAACAAAUCCGCCAUUUUCACCAAAGCUUCAAGCUUUACUACUUCUACUGCUACUCCAUGGAAUACCCAUUUGAGAAAUCUCUCAAAACAUGGUCAGUACAACGAAGCACUCAUUCUUUACCGUCAAAUGCUUCAGUCUGGAGCUACCCCAAAUGCCUUCACUUUCCCUUUUGUUCUCAAAUCUUCAGCUUCACUCUCCCUUCCCAUCACCGGAAAACAACUCCAUUGUCAUGUUAUCAAGUUGGGUUGUGAAUCUGAGCCUUUUGUUCAAACUGCAUUGAUAUCUAUGUACUGUAGAUGUAAGUUAACUGAAUUUGCACAGAAAGUGUUUGAUGAAAUGCCUCAAAGAAAUCUUACUGUUUGUUAUAAUGCUUUGAUUUCUGGGUAUGUUCAGAAUGGUAAUUUCUUGAAUGGGUUUUUGUUGUUUAGUGAAAUGAGGUUGAGAGGAGUGUUGUUUAAUGCGGUUACUGUUUUGGGAUUGGUUCCAGGUUGUACUGCUUCGCGGUAUCUGUGGUUGGGGAUGUCGUUGCAUUGUUUGAAUGUUAAGUGUGGAUUGGUGAAUGAUUUGGCUAUUGCAAAUUGCUUGUUGACAAUGUAUGUGCGUUGUGCGUCUAUGGAGUUAGCGAGGAAGUUGUUUGAUCAUAUACCAGAAAAGGGGUUGAUCACUUGGAAUGCGAUGAUUUCUGGAUACGCGCAAAAUGGGUUGGCUGGUGAAGUGUUGGAGCUUUAUCAUGAGAUGGAAUUGUUGCAAGUGAAUCCUGAUGCAGUGACAUUUGUUGGAGUUUUGUCAGCUUGUGCUAAUCUUGGUGCUCAAAAGAUUGGUUUUGAGGUGGAAGAGAAAAUAAGGUCUAGUUGUAUGAGAUGGAAUGUAUUCUUGAAGAAUGCUCUAAUAAAUAUGUAUGCUAGAUGUGGUAAUUUGGCGAAAGCACGGAUUAUAUUUGAUGAGAUGCCAGAGAAAAGCUUGGUCUCCUGGACAGCAAUAAUAGGUGGUUAUGGAAUACAUGGGCUUGGAAACAUUGCUGUGGAGCUUUUUGAUAAGAUGAUCGAGACUGGCAUUCAACCUGAUGGAACGGUGUUUGUUAGUGUUCUAAAUGCAUGUAGUCAUGCAGGGUUGACUGAAAGGGGGUUAAAUUAUCUUGAUCUGAUUAAGAGGGAGUAUGGGUUGAAGCCAUGCUCAGAGCACUACUCUUGUGUUGUGGAUCUAUUAGGUCGUGCUGGUCGACUUGAGGAAGCUCGGAAACUUAUUGAAUUGAUGGAAGAUGAGCCUGAUGGUGCUGUAUGGGGUGCCCUUUUGGGUGCUUGCAAGAUCCACAAAAAUGUUGAACUUGCAGAAUUAGCUUUUAACAAGGUUGUUGAGCUUGAGCCAACAAACGUAGGCUAUUACGUGCUACUUUCAAAUAUCUACACAGAGGCAAAUAGUUCAGAAGGUAUAUUAAGAGUUAGAUUGAUGAUGCGAGAACGAAAGCUCAAAAAGGAUCCAGGUUAUAGCUAUUUUGAGUGUAAAGGGAAAACUUACCUCUUCGUGGCUGGCGAUAGAAGUCAUCCUCAAACAAAAGAGAUAUACAAAUUGUUGAACAGAUUGGAGGAUACUGAAAGUGAGUAUGGAGGAGCAAACAGAAAUGGUCAAGAGGUAAUAAAUCACGAACCUCCUAAUAUUAUUGGCGUUCAUAGUGAACGUUUGGCAAUUGCAUUUGCUCUGUUGAACACUGAAAUAGGGGCUGACAUUCUUGUUAUAAAGAACUUAAGAAUAUGCAAUGAAUGUCACUCAUUUGUAAAGCGAAUCAGCAAAAUUGUUGAUCGGUUAUUCGUGGUCAGAGAUGCCACCCGUUUCCACCAUUUUAGAAAUGGUACAUGUUCUUGCAAUGAUUAUUGGUGACUGGUGAGACUGGACAAAUGAUAACAAGAACUUUGCAGUGAAGCUCAUUAUAAAGAUGGAAAACAGUCAUGUAUGCUCUCCGAAUCUUGAAGCCUGUGGCAACAUUGUGCAACUCUGUUUUCAUCGAGUCCUCGGGACCUAACUGAACACAACCUACACCCCAUGCAAGGGAUCAUAAUAUAUCGAUGGUUGAACCUCUUCCGAGUUGACCCAUGUGGUCCAUAUAAGAAAGAACAUGCAUUCACCAGAAGUUGAAAAGUUGAGUGACCAUGAG